Messenger RNA from Moesziomyces aphidis, 957 nucleotides. The record is from the annotation of a GenBank genome assembly. Lineage: Eukaryota; Fungi; Basidiomycota; Ustilaginomycetes; Ustilaginales; Ustilaginaceae.
AUGUCGUCGUCUCAGCCCAGCACGGGCGAAUCUGCCACCGCGGCUGGAGUCGAGGCGCCGGCGGUGAAUCUCGAACGCAAAGCCCGCAAAGAAGCCCAAAAGGCACUCAAGGCGCAGCAGGCGGCCGAAAAGAAGGCGGCCAAGCAGGCGCAACCCGCUCCUGGUUCAUCUUCAUCCAAGCCCAAGGAGAGCCAUCGGCGGCCGCAGUCCAGCGGCGAACAGCUCUCGCGUGCGCUGGCAUACAUUCUUCGGCACGGAGCGGACAAGGAAGGGCUUUCGAUGCGGCCGGAUGGGUACAUUGCCCUCGACGAUGUGCUGGAUCGUCCGCGCGUCAAGAGCGUCAACAUGGCCGAGGAGCCCGGUGAGAAACGUCGGCCGGCACUGGAAGACAUUCAGCAGAUCGUAGAUACCAACGACAAGAAGCGGUUCGAGCUGCUGUUUGACGGGACCUGGCUCGUACGCGCUGUGCAGGGGCAUUCGUUGAGCCAGGUGGUCGAGCUCUCACACACGCCACUCACACUCACCAACCUGCACCUGCUCAAGCUCCAAGACGACGACGACAACGACGAUGCCGAUGAUCUUGCCGACGAGAUCGACGCCCAACUCGGACUGCAAGAGAGCAAGGUGGAGGUGGUGCAUGGCACAUUCGCCGAUGCCUGGCAACAGAUCCUGGCGAGUGGCGGGCUGAAGCGCAUGUCGCGCAACCACAUCCACCUGGCCAAGGGCAAGUUCGGCCAAAAGGGCGUCGUGUCCGGCAUGCGCAAGUCGGCCAACCGGCUCAUCUUUGUCGAUGUGCGCCGCGCCAUCGCCGACGGCUUCCAGUUUGCGCUUUCCUCGAAUGGCGUCGUGCUGACACCGGGCAAGGGGCAGGAGGGCGUGCUGCCCGUAGAAUACUUUACAAGGGUCGAGGAUGCAAAGGGUAACAUCGUGUGGACGCCGCCAUCGUCACAGCCGUAG